GUCGGUGGGUCGGUGGGUCUGUCGGCGGGAUGUCGGUGCCGCGCGCGGGCCCCCGGGUGCUGGUGCAGUACGUGGUGCUCCGCGGGGACCUGUCGCGGGCGCCGCUGUCGUGGCCGCUGGGCGCCCUGGUGGCGCAGGCCUGUCACGCGGCCACGGCCGCCCUGCACGUCUACCGCGCCCACCCGGACACCGCCGCCUACCUCGGGGACCUGGGCUCCAUGCGCAAGGUCGUGCUCGAGAUUCCGGAUGAGGCGGCCCUGAAGGCCCUGGCCACACACCUGCAGCAGGAGAGCGUCGACCACACGCUGUGGCUGGAGCAGCCCGAGAAUACGCCCACCUGCCUCGCCCUCCGACCCUACCCCAAGGACGAGGUGAACUCCCACCUCAGGAAGCUCAAGUUGCUCAAGUGACACCGGUGGGCUGACCUGAGGGACCCCCGGCUGCCUGCCCUGCCCCGCCCCCCCACCCCAUCUCCAGAUGCCGUCCACCCUCCCCCGGCCCUGGCCGGCCAGCUCCCCUCUCCGGCUGGUGGCUCCAGGGGCAUCGGCCAAUAAACCGCCCUCCACCCCCACAGCGGGCAGAGCCGAGUCAACAGCGGCUCCUCCUCUCCCCCCGUCACCAGGCAGCUGGGGUGGAGCCUGCCCCAACUUCUGGUGUCCCCAGUGUGACUGCUUCUAAUUCUUGUCCCAACUUUCCUGGGAGGGCAAAUGGGGCUACCCCCGCCCCUUUGCCCGGCUCAGUCAGGCUGGCGGUGCCCAAGAGGGUCGGGGGGGGGGGGGGUUGCCCAGAGUGCGAGAGGACCAACCUGGCAUAGGGUUCAGUCCGGACAGGAUGCUACGUUCUGACGUUAUCACUUAGACCCAUCCAACCAAGAACCCACUGAGGAGGGUGGGCAUGGACAUGGGGCCGGUUGCAGGGCCCUUGAUUCCAUGACCGCCUGGCCAGGCUACCCUACCCCAUCGCCUGCCCGACUCAGGCAAAUACUCACUGAUGUAGCAGAGGCAGCAGGGCUCAGCCGGUAGUAGUCUUGGGCUAGACUGGUCCCGAGGGAGGCAGAGCCUUGUGACAAGUUGACUGAAGAAGGGGUCCCGGUGUUGGAGGUGAGGGGAGCAGGAAGAGCCGCGGGGGGGUGGGCUUCACACAUUUACAGAUGGGUAAACUGAGGCAGCUGCCCAACACCGGCUGGGGAGGAGGUGGUGGUUUAGGUAUCCGAGAGCGGAUGAUGGCUGGCAAAAAGACCCAAGUAGCAACUCCUCACUCGGCUGAACUCUUGACCCCCUGACCCAAAUGAAGAAGUCCACCGGGCUAUUUGACCAGGCCCAGACCAGGGGUGGUUACUGGGGCCUCAACCACGGUUCUCUGGCCCCCUAUUUAGAGAGCAACCAGUGGCGAUGGAUAGUUUUAGAAAUCGGCCAGUGGGGAUGGAUGGUUUCUCUUAGCAGGAUCUGGGCCGGAAACAACCAGGCACUUGCCUCUUUGGAGUGUAAGCACCUCGAUAGCAACUUCAUGUCUUCUACUGCCAUCACGGGUCCUCAAAUGUCUGAUACAGUGCCCUGCACACCGUAGAACCACAACAAAACCCCUUACAUACAGUAGGCUCCCACGUAUGCAAGAAGCAGCCAGUACAGUGCCGUUGGUGACAAUAAAAUAACGACGUGACAUUUUCACUGAUAAAUGUUGACGUCACCUGGACGUUUGCUCCCUCUCUGCCUCCUCCAGCCCAGCAGGUCUGGUCCAGGGAACCUCUCCUUACCCUUAUAAUAAUGAUAAUAAUAAACUCAUAAUGGGCA
This is a messenger RNA of Tachyglossus aculeatus (Australian echidna), 1790 nucleotides long. It is a transcript of the gene PTRHD1, whose product is annotated as peptidyl-tRNA hydrolase domain containing 1. Gene Ontology annotation, molecular function: peptidyl-tRNA hydrolase activity. The transcript has 2 exons. The record is from RefSeq and is a predicted model, not a curated record. Bases 30 to 410 code for a protein of 126 amino acids. Lineage: Eukaryota; Metazoa; Chordata; Mammalia; Monotremata; Tachyglossidae.